AUGAAGAAGAAAGAUCGAGGAGUUGUCACCAUCCCUUGCACCAUUGUUGAUAGGUCAUUCAAAAAAUCUCUUAUUGAUCUAGGAGCUAGUGUGAGUCUCAUGCCUUUAUCCAUUUACAAGAAACUGGGUAUAAGGGUUGUGCAAGAUACCAGGAUGACACUUAAAUUUGCCGAUCAUUCGGUCAAGAAACCUUAUGGGAUAGUUGACGAUGUUCUAAUGAAGAUUGAUAAGUUUGUAUUCUCGGUGGAUUUUGUGAUUCUAGAAAUGCCUGAGGAUGAAGAGAUUCCUCUCAUUCUUGGGAGACCCUUUUUAGAGACUGGAAGAUGUUUGAUCAACAUAGAGGAAGGUACUAUGACUUUGAAGGUCUAUGACGAGGAAUUAAAAAUUGAUGUUCGAAACACCAUGAAAUACAAAGAUGAUAUUGACACUAGUCAUACAAUAGAGGUUAUAGAUCAAGUGAUUGCUUAUGAUAGUCCUUUGAAUGCACCGCAGUUACCUUUAAAAAGAGUGUUGAGCUUGUCCAUUUUUUACAAUGAUAAAGAAGUGGACAACAGAGAAUCAGAAGUGCUAGCCGUGAUGAACGCACAACCCCCUUGGAAAGGAUCUCGACCACACCGGUGGGAAGAUUUAUGA
Molecule: messenger RNA, 633 nt
Organism: Lathyrus oleraceus (garden pea)
Lineage: Eukaryota; Viridiplantae; Streptophyta; Magnoliopsida; Fabales; Fabaceae
Exons: 1
Coding region: 1-633 (210 amino acids)
Source: RefSeq, a predicted model, not a curated record